UUAUUUAUUUAUGCUUCUACUUUCUGAUUUCCAUUAUAAAGACUGUAGCUUUCUGGUCCUGGUUCUGCCAGUCUGCAUGGGCUUGCUCUCAGCUAUUUUGUGUUCAAGUCUCAGUAUUCACAUUGUUGAUUCUUCCAAAAUGCCGUGUGAGCGUUAACAUCUGAACAGUUGUUCUGUUUUCAUGACUGGGUGCCUGGUAGCAUGGGUUUGCCAACAAGCUGUAAUGGCAAUUUCUGCAGAGCUUUAGUAGCCUUAGAUUAGGAUAAACUUCGUUGUUCUUUGCAGUUGGGAGAGUUUCCAAUUAAGCUGGCACAUAUGAGUUACAGAGCUUUAAAAAAGAAGAAAUAUUUUUAGGAGAGUAAUUUUGCCAGCUUCUUAGGAGCAUGAGUGAACUGCGAUUCUUAAAACUCGUAAUUUCUUUCAUGUUUAUGUAGAUUAUAGCUGAGGAGGGAAAUUUUUGAGAGGACAGAAGACAAGCUUUGAUACAGGAAUAACCCUCCUGCUCAAUUUUCACAUUGUUUCUAAAAGCAGAAGUUUUACAGAUCAGUGAGGAUUUUUGAAAGAUCACUUAUAGUAUACUAUGUGCAUCCACAGCCUUGUUCUUGAAAAGUUGGGGUUUUUUUUAAUUUUUGUUGACUCUCUACAGAAAAAUUCAACCUGAAGAAGGCAACCUAACAACUGAGAAAUUUCUUUUAAGUAAUUUAUCUACUGCAGUUACAAGAAGCAAGAAACAGUAUUGUAAGGGGAAGAUUAACUCUGAGCGCUGCUGUUAACUCCAGCUGUUAUUUAUAGUAAUUGCUAUUUGGAUUUUCGCCUCUACAAAGACUAUCUUGUUAAUUAACAAAAUGUGGGAAAAGUCCAGAUGAGAAAGCCCAGUUACUAGAUGACACAAUGCGGAGUCAGGAAAAAAAGGGGUCAGGACCAGUUGUUCCCAAGAGUGCGUGGCUGAAGCCAUAUGAUCUUAUCAACACAUUUGAGAGCCCUACCCAAACGCUGAGAGAGAUUUUGCUGCAGCAAUGACUGUCAUAGAAGAAAAUCGCCCUUUUGCCCAGCAGCUAUCCAAUGUCUACUUUACUAUACUUUCACUUUUUUGUUUUAAACUUUUUGUGAAGAUCAGCCUUGCUAUACUUAGUCAUUUCUACAUUGUGAAAGGAAACCGUAAGGAAGCAGCAAGGAUAGCUGCUGAAUUUUACGGAGUUCCUCAAGGACAAGGUUCUUGGGCAGAUCGCUCACCUCUGCAUGAGGCAGCCAGUCAAGGACGUCUUCUUUCUCUAAAGACUUUAUUGUCACAGGGGUACAAUGUAGACACACUAACAAUUGACCAAGUAACUCCACUUCAUGAAGCCUGCCUGGGAGAUCAUGUAGGAUGUGCAAGAAUCCUUCUUGAAGCAGGAGCAAAUGUAAAUGCUACAACAAUUGAUGGAGUGACACCUUUAUUUAAUGCAUGUUCAAGAGGCAGUGCGGCAUGUGCUGAGCUCCUGUUAGAGUAUGGUGCCAAAGCUCAGUGGGAGUCCUGUCUUCCAUCACCAACUCAUGAAGCAGCCAGCAGAGGUCACAGUGAAUGUCUGGAGGUACUGAUAUCCUGGGGUAUAGAUGUUGACCAAGAUCUUCCUCAUUUAGGAACACCUCUGUAUGUAGCAUGUGUUUCACAGCAGAUCCAUUGUAUUCGAAAGCUUCUUUAUGCAGGUGCCAAUGUGCAGAAAGGAAAACAUUUGGAAACUCCACUCCAUGCUGCUGCCCAGCAUUCUAGUACAGAGAUCGUAAACUUACUCCUUGAAUUUGGGGCAGACAUAAAUGCCAAAAAUACAGAUUUUGAGAGGCCUGUUGAUAUAGCAGCUCCAAGCAGUUUAGUGGAGAGACUGCUGCUCCUCCAUGAAGCCACACCAUCUUCUCUUUGUCAGCUCUGCCGACUAUGUAUCCGAAAUUACAUAGGAAGAGCUAGACUGCAUCUUGUCCCACAACUCCAGCUGCCAACAAUACUGAAGAAUUUCUUACAGUAUAGAUAACAUAGUAAUUAACCUUUAGAAACUUGAAUAACAAGUACUUUUUCUUCUUUCUGUUUAUUGUACGUUUUAUCUAAAGAACUGCUGGGCGGAAGAAAAGCCUUUUGCAUAUUACUUAAAAAAAUAUAUAUCUUUGACACCUGGUGUUGGUAUAUAAUAAUAAUUGGGAGCCAUUCAGCAACUGGUACCAAGGUGCUAAUAAGGCUGAAUUGAAUUAGUGUGCUGAUACUCUGGGAAAUGAUUGUAUAGCUUUAGCUUAACACUUACUAAAUAGCUUUAGUGCUGUUAAUUUUAAUUGUAUUUAUACUUUUAAAAGUUGUUUGACACACCUGAACCACAAAGAGUUUCUUCAUUAUUACUUGUUAAGUUUGUCCAUUUAGAGUCAUUAUUUUAUGUGUUUCUAAAUUUCUAUUUUUUGUGUACCUAAAAAUACUUGGCGAUAGGUGCACUAUAUACAUUGGUAAAAAUAAAGCAAAUAGAUGCCCAUU
Molecule: messenger RNA, 2491 nt
Organism: Harpia harpyja (harpy eagle)
Lineage: Eukaryota; Metazoa; Chordata; Aves; Accipitriformes; Accipitridae
Gene: ASB5
Product: ankyrin repeat and SOCS box containing 5
Exons: 8
Coding region: 1017-2006 (329 amino acids)
Biological process (GO): positive regulation of protein catabolic process; protein ubiquitination; intracellular signal transduction
Molecular function (GO): protein binding
Source: RefSeq, a predicted model, not a curated record